Molecule: messenger RNA, 714 nt
Organism: Meira miltonrushii
Lineage: Eukaryota; Fungi; Basidiomycota; Exobasidiomycetes; Exobasidiales; Brachybasidiaceae
Exons: 1
Biological process (GO): endocytosis; actin cortical patch localization; actin cortical patch assembly
Cellular component (GO): actin cortical patch
Molecular function (GO): Arp2/3 complex binding
Source: RefSeq, a predicted model, not a curated record
AUGACCCAACAACGUGACAGAUAUAUACAAAUAAAGCUGCGGGAACGGUCUGUGCGAUUGUUGUACGAAAUAUGUCGAUCUCAGCGACUGGCUAUGGCGGAUAUGAAAUCCGUCGAUGCAACGUUUGUCAAUCAUUUGUUUGACUUGGUGGAAAAUUCGCGAAAUUGGCAUGACGAUACAUACAAUUAUCAAGUUAUCAAGCUCAUCGUGGCCUUGAAUGAGCAAUUUAUGGUCUCUGGUAUCUCGACGAUAACGAACAAACAGUCCGCUCGUAAAUCAACCGCAAGUGCUUCGAAUACAGUUCUGACAGUACUUCGAACAAGGUUGAACGCAUCAAAGACGUUUGGUGAGAAUGUCAUUUUUAUGCUCAAUCGUGCUUCCAGCUUGGAUGCUGAAGAUAUUUGCAUGCAAUUAUUGAUCUUGAAAUUGCUCUACCUCUUAUUCACAACGAAAGAGACAUCGCAUUAUUUCUACACAAAUGAUCUGAAGGUGCUUGUGGAUAUUUUCAUGCGAGAGCUUUCUGAUCUGCCUGAAGAUCAUGAAUCGCUACGACAUACCUAUCUGCGUGUUCUGCAUCCUCUUUUGACCAAUACGCAACUAUUGACGUAUCCAUACAAGCGACCACAAAUUCAUCGACUGCUGAUUGGACUCACUUCGCAUGGACAUUUGCGUGAUAUCAGUGCUACUACUCAGCGACUGAUAGAUCGUUGUCUC